UCGCAGCCGACUGUUCGACGGCAUCAGUUGAGUCCAAUCCAUUCAGCACUAGCCCAUAGAGCAGAACCAGAAUACAGAAUCAAUAUGAAAUUCUUCUCAGUCGUCAGCGUUUUUGUGAUCGGUCUGCUCGCCCUGGCCAAUGCUGUUCCCCUGUCGCCCGAUCCCGGCAAUGUGGUCAUCAACGGUGACUGCAAGUACUGCAAUGUCCAUGGAGGAAAGUAGGCAGCCCCAGCCCCUCCCGAAGAUCAAGCGACGGCCAUAGAUCCAUAACAUACCUCAAACUUAAGGCACUAUAUUUAUGCAAACUCUUUCUUUAAAUGAAGCCUAGAACUUAGAACCAACACAACAGUUAAACAACAAAAAAUAUAAAACCAAACAGAGCCCGUA
Messenger RNA from Drosophila guanche, 387 nucleotides. RefSeq names its product bomanin-2 (gene BomS2). The coding region runs from base 85 to 222 and encodes 45 amino acids. The record is from RefSeq and is a predicted model, not a curated record. The transcript has 2 exons. Gene Ontology annotation, biological process: defense response. NCBI's taxonomy places the organism in Eukaryota, Metazoa, Arthropoda, Insecta, Diptera, Drosophilidae.